This is a messenger RNA of Aegilops tauschii subsp. strangulata, 720 nucleotides long. The record is from RefSeq and is a predicted model, not a curated record. NCBI's taxonomy places the organism in Eukaryota, Viridiplantae, Streptophyta, Magnoliopsida, Poales, Poaceae.
AUGCCGUUCUACGAGAGGAUGACCAAGGACAGGCAGUUCCACAGGCUCGACGGCACCACCGUUGACGCCCCCUUCAUGCGCAACUCCGGCCGUCACUUCAUCGCCGUGUACGAUGGGUUCAAGGUCCUCAAGCUGCGGUACGAGAUGCCACGAGCCAAACCGUUGCGCUGGACGACCAACUUCAAAAAAACCACGCCACGGUACUCGAUGUGCAUCUUCCUCCCUGAUGCGUACGACGGCCUCCAGGGCCUCGUUGAGGAGAUAACCUCCCGCCCGACCUUCUUGCAUGAUCACCUGCCGACGAGCCAGGUCAAGGUCGGCGAAUUCGGGGUUCCCAAGUUCAAGCUUUCUUUCCAGAGCAGUGUCACGCAAACUCUCAAACACCUAGGGCUACUGUUGCCGUUCGGCAUGGGUGCUGACCUGUCAGACAUGGUGGAGGACGACGGCUCCGGCACACCUCUGGUUGUGAAUGACGUUUUUCAUAAGGCUGUCAUUGAGGUAAACGAGCAAGGGACUGAAGCUGCAGCUGUCACCACGACGAAAAUAUAUGGAUCAGCGAUGCCGCGGCCGACGCCAACGACGGAUUUCGUCGCCGAUCAUCCCUUCGCGUAUUUCAUACUCGAAGAGGCGUCAGGUGCAAUCAUCUUCGCAGGGCAUGUCGUCGACCCUAGCAGUGGCGGAGACAGCCAUGUGCGGAUUGGACGACCGAGAAAGGGGUGA